Messenger RNA from Closterium sp. Yama58-4, 3852 nucleotides. Lineage: Eukaryota; Viridiplantae; Streptophyta; Zygnematophyceae; Desmidiales; Closteriaceae. The record is from the annotation of a GenBank genome assembly.
AUGCACCAGCGGGACCUUGUUGCUGGUCUUCCCAGGGUGCUCCCUCCCCUUCCCGACUCACCUGCUCCUCCCUGUCUUCCCUGUGUCGAGGGACGGCAGCGCGCCGCUCCUCACUCCUCCUCCUUUCCCCCGACGACUGCCCCCUUGCAGACGCUCCACAUGGACGUGUGGGGCCCAGCCCGCGUCCGUGGUCAGGGUCAGGAGAGGUACUUCCUGAUAGUUGUUGACGACUUCUCGCGCUACACCACGGUCUUCCCCUUGCGCGCCAAGGGUGACGUCCCUGAUGUCUUGAUCCCUUGGAUCCGCAGAUCUCGUCUCCAGCUCCGUGAGCGUUUCCGCUCCGACUUCCCUGUCCUGCGUCUGCACUCUGACAGAGGUGGGGAGUUCUCCUCUGGCCUAUUGGAGGCCUUCUGUCAGCAGGAGGGCAUUGAGCAGUCGUACACGCUUCCGGACUCUCCACAGCAGAAUGGGGUUGCUGAGCGCCGCAUUGUCCGAUACGCUGCGCAUCAGCUCAACCUCUGGCCCCGUGUCUCCUUGCCCGAGACUUCUCCGACACUGCGUUGGACGGGAGAGGCUGGCGAUGCGUCGCGUUUUCGGGUCUGGGGAUCCCGAGCUUUUGUCCGCGACACGUCCGCGGACAAGCUCUCCCGUCGUGCUGUCCCCUGCGUCUUCCUUGGCUUUGUCCCGGACGCCCCUGGUUGGCAGUUCUACCACCCCACCUCGCGGCGUGUCCUGGCCUCUCAGGACGUCACUUUUGACGAGUCCGUCCCCUACUACCGCCUCUUCCCCUACCGCACUACCCCGCUCCCCCCCCCGCCUCUCUUCCUCGCUCCAGGUGCUGAGGUACCAGACCCCCUCCCCCCUCAGGGUGCCGCUCCCUCAGGUGUGUCCCAGGUAGACCCGGGUGAGCCUGUCGAGGUAGCUGUUGACUCUCGUCCUGCUCGGGGUGCUGAGCCUGGGGGUGCUGCGUCUGGGGGUGCUGAGCCUGGGGGUGCUGAGUCUGGGGGUGCUGAGCCUGGAGGUGCUGCGCCUGGGGGUGCUGCGUCUGGGGGUGCUGCGUCUGGGGGUGCUGAGCCUGAGCGUGCUACACCUGGAGGAGCCCUCUCCUCCCAGCAGCUGCAGGAGAGGUACCUCGAGUACUGCCGCCUCCGGAGAGGUGCUGCUGGAGCUCGUCCCGGUACUUCCCCUCCUCCCCAGGAGCUCCCCCCCAUUCAGCAGAUCCGCGAGUGGUACACACGGCGCUGCAGUCUUCGGAGUGGAGCUCCUGGUGCUGCGGACCCUGGGGGUGGCGCUGCUGCUGGUGCUGAGGACCCGGACGUUGGAGCUGCUGCUGGUGCUGCGGACCCGCCUGGUGGAGCUGCUGCUGGAGCUGAGGACCCGGGCGGUGGCGCUGCUGCUGGUACUGAGGACUCGGACGGUGGAGCUGCUGCUGGACCUGAGGACCCGAGCGGUGGCGCUGCUGCUGCUGCUGAGGACCCGGGCGUUGGAGCUACUGCUGGUGCUGAGGACCCGGCCGGUGGAGCUGCUGCUGGUGCUGUGGACCCGGCCGCUGGAGUCUCCUCUGCUUCUGGAGACGCUGCGCGGCCGCGACCGUACUUCGUACCGCUCCUUCAGCAGGUUCUUGGGCAGGCUCCUCCUCCUUGUCCUCCUCCCUCCGUAGAGUGUCCUCUGCCUGUCCAGUCGCAGUCACAGUUACCGCCUACCUCGCCUCUCCCUGCUCCCUCUCAAUACACUGGUCCUACAGGAGGUCUUACAGAGCGUCGUGAGCCUGAGUCUCGUCCUGCGUCGCCUGUUCGUCCUGCUCGCACUGGUAGUCGUGUCCGUCGUGAGCGUCCUCCUCCUGUCCCAGGCACUCACUACAUGACUCUGCGUCCCUCUACUGCUCCUCAGCGUGUCCCUCUACCGUCUCCUCCCGCGUCUUCUUUGCCUCACGUUCCGGACCCUGAGUCUGACCGGUACCGUGCUGAGCACCCUACUGUCACGCGUCUCCUCGCUACUGUUGUCACUGACCCUACCUUUGAGUCCUCGACUGCGUCUGCUCUGGUCGCUGAGUUGGUUGACUUUGCUGCUGCCUGUCGUCUAGACUACGCUGCUAGCCUUGUUGCUGAGUCUGAGUCUGAGUCUGUCUGUCCUCCGUCCGUCGGGGGUGAGUGUGCUCUUGGCACGGACGUCCUUGAGGACAGACAGAAGGAGUUCCAGUGUCUUGCUGCUGCUUUGCCCCGUCUCGUGUCCUUGCUAGUUGCCCCUGAGGGAGACCCGGAUGCACCAGACAUCCCGACCCCACGCACUUACGCUGAGGCGAUGGCGGGUCCCUACUCCUCUCAGUGGCAGACGGCCAUGGACGCCGAGAUGGCUUCCUGGAAGUCCACACGCACCUACGUCGACGAGGUUCCCCCUCCUGGGGCGAACAUCGUCAGUGGCAUGUGGAUUUUCAGGGUGAAGCGGCCGCCGGGUUCUCCGCCUGUCUUCAAGGCGCGUUACGUGGCUCGAGGCUUCAGUCAGCGAGAGGGAGUUGACUUCUUCCAGACCUUCUCCCCCACCCCGAAGAUGACCACUCUUCGGGUGCUACUGCACAUAGCCGCUCACCGCGACUACGAGCUUCACUCACUUGACUUCAGCACUGCUUUCUUGCAGGGCAGCCUGCACGAGGAGAUCUGGCUGCGCCGCCCACCUGGCUUCACUGGGUCGUUUCCUCCUGGUACCCAGUGGAGGCUUCAGCGGCCGGUCUACGGUCUCCGCCAGGCUCCGCGUGAGUGGCACGACACACUGAGGACUACACUUGCGGCUCUUGGGUUCGCGCCUUCUACAGCUGACCCGUCGCUGUUCCUGCGCACCGACACUUCGCUGCCGCCGUUCUACAUCCUCGUGUACGUCGACGACUUGGUCUUUGCCACUGCUGACACUGCAGGACUCGCCUACGUGAAGUCGGAGCUGCAGAGGAGACACACGUGCACAGACCUGGGUGAGCUGACAAGCUAUCUUGGCUUGCGGAUCACCCGGGACAGAGCACGGCGCACCAUCACCUUGACUCAGUCACACAUGGUGCAGCAGGUUCUCCAGCGCUUUGGCUUCACGUACUCCUCGCCUCAGUCCACUCCUCUGCCUACCGGUCACUCGCUCUCAGCUCUGCCUUCGGAUGAGUCCGUAGAGCCGAGUGGCCCGUAUCCAGAGCUUGUGGGCUGCCUCAUGUACCUGAUGACCUGCACUCGACCUGACCUUGCAUACCCUCUUAGCAUCCUUGCACGCUAUGUCGCUCCUGGCCGUCACAGGAAGGAGCACAUGGAUGCCGCUAAGAGGGUGUUGCGCUACUUGUGCAGUACGUCGGGCAUGGGGCUUGUGCUUGGAGGGCGAGACCGAGUUGUGCUCACAGGGCACUCAGACGCUUCUUGGGCAGACGACCAGGCCACUCAGCGGUCGUCUCAGGGUUACACCUUCAGCCUUGGCUCUGGCUCAGUUUCUUGGCGCUCUACACGCUCUUCUUCUGUUCUCGGCUCCAGUUGCGAGGCUGAGAUCUACGCUACAGCCAUGGCUGCCCAGGAGCUACGCUGGCUGACCUACCUGCUGACUGACCUCGGAGAGCCGCCUCGUUCUCCUCCAGUACUGUACGUCGACAACAAGGCUGCCAUUGCCUUGUGUGAGGAGCACAGACUGGAGCACAGAACGAAGCACAUCGCUCUGCGGUACUUCCUUGCUCGAGAGCUGCAGCAGCGCGGUCAGCUUUGUAUUCGCUACGUGGCCACUGAGGCCAACACUGCUGAUGUGUUCACCAAGGCGCUUCAGCCUCGUGACCAUCAGCGCUUCUGCACUCUACUAGGCCUUGUGCCUACUGGACCUCACUUGCUUACCUCUUGA